Messenger RNA from Plasmodium fragile, 1023 nucleotides. RefSeq lists its product as uncharacterized. The record is from RefSeq and is a predicted model, not a curated record. The transcript has a single exon. Bases 1 to 1023 code for a protein of 340 amino acids. Lineage: Eukaryota; Apicomplexa; Aconoidasida; Haemosporida; Plasmodiidae.
AUGAAUUUUUUACGCAGCAGGAAAGGAGAUGAGGGGAAAAACACAAAGGACACCCCAGAGGAGGAAAAGGAAAAAAAAAAAAAAAAAAAUUUUAUCAAGGUUGCUUUCAACUAUAUCAAAUAUUUCCUAGACAAUAAAGUGAAGAGCAAAUACAAGUAUUCCUUUUUUAUGGGGUUAUUUAUAAUUUUUUUAAUUUUUAAUGGUUUUUUUCAAAAGUUGUUAGAAUUUUACCACACGUACUUUUAUAAAUUCGAGUACAUUGACGUAUCGGAUACGAACAAAUUAAAAGAAAUUUUUUUCAGCAACAAGCCCUAUUUGGUAUAUUGUAAAAAUGAUAAGCAGGAGAUUAUUCACCCAACGAUUAAUUUAAGUAGAUCGAGUUUUCCCGAUAUACUUAAAAUUGCCAUUAUUAAUUGUAAGAGUUUAUUACCCAGCCAGCAAACAGUGUAUGAGCGUUUUUCCAUGGACCCUGAAACAAAAGCGUUCAUUGUUUGCUACGGAAGAAAACCCAAACCAAUUACACAGGGACUAAUGAAUAAUAGGAAAAAAUUUGUAUCUUUUGUUAGAGAAGCAUUAGUAUUCAGUGUGCCAUUUUUUUCAAAAUUUCCUCAAUUUCAAACCAAAUGUUUAAAUAAAAAUAAAAAAUGCAUUUUAUUCAUUUCUGGAAUUCAUAUGACAAAUGCUAGUAUAAAAUACAAUUAUAUUAAUGACAUUUUUGUUAAUAAUAAAUAUUUUGACCUAAGUCCGAUGAUAAUUGAUAAUAGGAAAUUUUUGCUCAAACUCAGUGAUGAAGUAUUUUCUUCCUACGACAAGAAACGGGAUAUUCAUGUGCUCUGUCUUUUUAAUUCCACCGAGGGACAGGAGGAUAAUUACUAUGGGUAUUUUUACAAGGACGAUUUUGAGGACUUCAACAAAUUGUCUUCCUUCGUCGCGGAGUGUGUAAAGUUCACUAGCAAGAGCACUGAGCUUGUGAAGCUUUCUGCCGUCCCGCAAAUUAAGUACAGAUCGAGCAAGAACAAGUGA